This is a messenger RNA of Nicotiana tabacum (common tobacco), 1175 nucleotides long. RefSeq names its product protein OPI10 homolog. Gene Ontology annotation, cellular component: nucleus; cytosol. Gene Ontology annotation, molecular function: nuclear import signal receptor activity. The record is from RefSeq and is a predicted model, not a curated record. Gene Ontology annotation, biological process: protein import into nucleus. NCBI's taxonomy places the organism in Eukaryota, Viridiplantae, Streptophyta, Magnoliopsida, Solanales, Solanaceae.
AAAAAAACGUAGUCGACUGCAAAUGUUCUAGAUCUUUCUGGAUUUUUAUACUUCAUCUUCCCGUCAUUUCUACAUAACAUCUUCAAUCUGUUGUUCCUCUAUCUUCGUCCCUUUUCUUCCGUCUGCAUAAACCCACCAAAAACCCUAUCAUAUAUGUUAAAAUCGAAAGGUACCCAUUAAUUUUCUCCGUCGCUGUAUAGCUGGGACAAAUUCACAACUUCAGGAAAAAGGCACAAGAAAUAAAGUAACUAACAAUGUUUGGAGUGGUGUUCCCGAACCGAAGCUUCCCUAUGGAUAUCUCCACCUUUGCUCAAAUUGGCACAACCCAUUGGGUCCUUGACAUGAACACCUUUGUUGGGGAAGCAUACGAUUCAAUUCGGGAAGUCUGCAUAUUCCUCAUCAACAACUUCACGCUGCCACCAGACAAGGCCCUCGCUGUGUAUAUCCAAUCCCCUGGCUCACCUUUCCUCUUUUGUGGUGCAGUCACGCUGACACGACCCUCUGCCGUGCUGUCGCUCCCUUGGCCAGAGCCCGGUGGCCAACUGCAGCUCACUGCCGAUGCAACUCCAGUCUCUGCCAAGAUAGGUGUCUCAGUUGAGGACCUUGCAGCACUUCCCUCCCUUGAUGUCACUGCAGAGAAGAAAAUCGAGAGGUUGGCAUUGAAAGUUGGUGAAAACUUGUUCAAUUUUAUGCAGUCGUUUUGUGGGGUGGAUGGCAGUAAGCUGGUGGUGCCUAUGGAUAUAUUGGAUCGCUGGUUCAAGAAAUUCCAGGAACGAGCAAAGCGAGAUCCAGAAUAUUUGAAGGGCUUCGCGUUGUAGUUCGAGUGAGACGUUUAUUUCAUGUUUGAAGGUUCCACUAUUUUCCUUUGGAGGAUAGUGAUGAGAAUAUGAGGGCAACUGAUAUGCUUAGGUGCUAAAUAUAAUGCGCUUAGCAAUGAAAAGCGAAUCCUUGGGUCUUUUUCAUCCCCUGGUUAACUGUUGUAGGAUUGUGGUGUUUCAUUUUCAGAAUAUGGUUAACUUUGGGCGGUAGCCAUUGUCUAAUGUUGGUUUUUAGAAAAAAGUCUCAAUAAUAUCAUAUGAAUUGCAGUGGAAAGUGUAAAGCAGUUCUCUUUGUUGUACUGAUUAUGUUCAGAACGUUUUUUUCGUAAAUUGAGUAAAGAGAAAAGGUAAAGGCAA